AAAAAAUGCUUAGGGAUAAACAAAAAAAAUUCUUAUAAAUAAAAUAUAAUUGUAAUAUAUGUAGUUAAUUUUGUAAGAUUAAAUCUUAUAUUGUGAUCUCCGUAAUGGAACAAUCAAAUAUUACAAUUUCUAUUCAAACUAACACACUCAUAGAACUGACUACAACAAUCACCAAAACAACCACUUGUGGUAAAAAAAAAUGUGUAAAUUAUAAAUUAAAAUACAUUAUACUUAAAAUAAUAUAUAUUUAUGUAGGAAAUGUUACAAAUGAGCAUAAAGUUACAGAAAAAUUAAAAACAUUAACCCAACAUAUAGUUAAUGGAUAUGUAUACCAAAAUGGAAUUUUAGAGUUAGACUUAAGAAAGUCAUUUACACCUGAAGUAUUAAGAAACAACAGAUUGAAUUUUAAUCACCCAAAAACAAAUAACACUAAUCUCAUUGCAUGUGCAAAUCAUAUUGACAGUCACAAUUUAACAGCUUAUAACAUGAAUACUAAUUUUUCUACAAUAACUAAGAAACCACAACAAAAAUCAAAUUUUACUACACAAAGUGUUCAGACUAACCCAUGGAUGAAAAAUGCUUCGACAAGUAUGAAUAAUUUAGUAACAAAGCCACUAAAAUCAAUGUUUUUUGAUAGAAAACCAGUUAAAGAUGAAAAUAAUGAAACUUGUUCAGAACAUAAAUUGUUUGAUACCAAAAUCGAUAACUAAUAAUGAAUAAAAGUUUAUUUAAAUAAAUAUGCUAAUUUUAUAAUAUAUA
Daktulosphaira vitifoliae (grape phylloxera) is the source of this 759-nucleotide messenger RNA. RefSeq lists its product as uncharacterized. The coding region runs from base 105 to 710 and encodes 201 amino acids. The transcript has 3 exons. NCBI's taxonomy places the organism in Eukaryota, Metazoa, Arthropoda, Insecta, Hemiptera, Phylloxeridae. The record is from RefSeq and is a predicted model, not a curated record.